AUUGUGGCUGCCAUUAUGGCUAUCACAGGCAUUGUGAUGAUGGCAUAUGCUGAUGGUUUCCAUGGGGAUUCCUUUAUGGGUGUGGCCUUAGCAGUCGGCUCCGCCUCCACUUCUGCUCUCUACAAGGUGCUGUUUAAGAUGUUCCUCGGCAGUGCCAAUCUGGGCGAGGCUGCUCAUUUCUUCUCCACGAUGGGCUUUUUCAAUCUCAUCUUCAUCUCCUGCGUUCCCCUCAUCCUGUACUUCACCAGAGUGGAGCACUGGGGUUCCCUCUCCUCUUUGCCCUGGGGUUACCUCUGCGGGGUGGCCGGCCUUUGGCUAGUAUUUAACAUCCUGGUCAAUGUUGGAGUGGUACUCACGUAUCCUAUUCUCAUAUCCAUUGGGACGUUACUCAGUGUUCCAGGCAAUGCAG
Messenger RNA from Sinocyclocheilus grahami, 409 nucleotides. Its product is annotated as solute carrier family 35 member F4-like. NCBI's taxonomy places the organism in Eukaryota, Metazoa, Chordata, Actinopteri, Cypriniformes, Cyprinidae. The record is from RefSeq and is a predicted model, not a curated record. The transcript is spliced from 3 exons. The annotation marks the transcript as partial.